Messenger RNA from Aspergillus welwitschiae, 1520 nucleotides. RefSeq names its product CCDC90 family protein. Gene Ontology annotation, cellular component: mitochondrion. The transcript has 3 exons. The record is from RefSeq and is a predicted model, not a curated record. Bases 142 to 1071 code for a protein of 309 amino acids. NCBI's taxonomy places the organism in Eukaryota, Fungi, Ascomycota, Eurotiomycetes, Eurotiales, Aspergillaceae.
CUCACGCCGAGCUGCAACCCGAUCAUCUAACAAGAUCAAACUCCAACUCGAUCACCUUGACUUUCCUCACGGCUUGUGGCCGGAUCUCUUCUCAUACUAUAUUCCUCGCUGCCUAGCUCACGCCUUCAGUAGCUGAGAGCCAUGGCGCCCCAGAAAUCUGUGACAGAGGUGCCCCGUUCCCUUAUUCCCCGUCUGACUUGGAACGGCUCCUCUGCCCGUACUACUAUCACUUCUCCCCAGACUACUGCCCUACCAGCGAAGCGCCAACAAAAGCAACAUAUGGUACGGGGCUGGAUUUCUGUCGGACGACAACUGCAUACUUCGACUUCCCGGUCCGCUACUCGCUUAAUAGUCCCCGCAACAUCCCGAGAUCUAGGCACAUCAUCGAUCGCAAGACGGUUCCCUUCCACAACCAAGCCGACCAGUCAACCAGCCGCACCCCUCGGAAACCCCAUCCGGCAUAACGGAGUCUAUGUCGCUGCAUUCACUCCUGCUCGGAGAGCUUUCCAUGCUUCCGCUUCGCGCGAGCGCGACCAUCACUUUGAUACGUUGAAAUUCGUCCAGCGAUUGAAAGACGAGGGGUUUAGCGAAGAGCAGGCUGUUGCCAUGAUGCGGGUUCUGAACGACGUCAUUCAGGAGUCCAUCCAGAACUUGACCCGCACAAUGGUGCUUCGGGAAGACACGGAACGGUCAGCCUACACACAGAAAGUCGACUUUGCCAAACUCCGCUCCGAGCUCCUCAACGCAGAUUCUACCGAAGCGCAAUUGACUCGCUCGUCGCACGAAAAGAUCGCCGCUGAUCUCGCCAAACUCAACUCGCGUCUACGCGAUGAGAUCGGUCGCACGCAGGCAUCGGUGCGUCUUGAUCUGAAUCUGGAGAAAGGUCGUAUCCGGGAAGAAGCCAAUGGCCAAGAAAUGCGUAUAAAGGAGACCGAAACGAGAAUUGAGCAGGAAGUGGCUGGGCUGAGAGAGCGUGUAGAGGCUGUCAAGUUCUCCACGUUACAAUGGCUCAUGGGUGUAUGCACUGGUACCGCUGCUCUGAUUCUUGGUGCUUGGCGUCUCUUCAUGUGAACCCGUCAUUCUGUGGGCUUUCCGGCCAACUCGGCCGGAUCAACAUGCCUUAUAUGUCGCCUUCAAGAUGACACUUCCCAUGUACGAACUUCCCACUAUGUCUCCUUACCGCCGAGCAAUAUGGCGGGGUCAGGAACAGGUGGCUGAUCUUCUGUUUUCAUUUGUGUAAUUAGCGAUGCGGUGACUUCUGUAAUCAUUGUUUUUCUUUGUUCUCUUCCGAGGUGUAGUAGAUACAUUGUGGAAUAGGACUCCUACCUAGCCGGUGGCCGGCGGCAGUGAUGUAGGCAUGGAUGAAUGAACCAAGCCGCGAAGUGAUAUGAUGCGGUUCCGCGACAUGUAUUAUCUUGCAAUCUACUACUAGCUGGCUGAGUCUGCAUUGGAUCGGCUGCUCGCCUAAACAACUCCUGCCGAAGAAGGGUGGGGGUAUUACGAACCAUGCGAUUCCAAUG